AGUGCUGCCAAUCAGUGCCACCUAUCAGUGCCAGUCAGUGCCGCCUAUCAGUGCCAUCAGUGCCACCUAACAGUGCCAGUCAGUGCCGCCUAUCAGUGCCACCUAACAGUGCUGCCUAUCAGUGUCAUAUAUGAGUGCUGCCUUUCAGUGCCCAUCAGUGAUGCCUGUCAAUGCCCAUCCGUGCCACUACUAGUGCCUCCUCAUCAGUGCCCAUCAGUGCAGCCUAUCAGUGUCCAUCACUGCAGCAUCAUUAGCGCACAUCAGUGAAGGAGAAAAAUCACUUAUUUAAAAAAUUUUAUAA
This is a messenger RNA of Staurois parvus, 301 nucleotides long. The record is from the annotation of a GenBank genome assembly. NCBI's taxonomy places the organism in Eukaryota, Metazoa, Chordata, Amphibia, Anura, Ranidae.